Messenger RNA from Pseudo-nitzschia multistriata, 7415 nucleotides. The record is from the annotation of a GenBank genome assembly. Lineage: Eukaryota; Bacillariophyta; Bacillariophyceae; Bacillariales; Bacillariaceae.
CUAAUCGAGGUCAAAAGACGAGAAUAACAUAAGCAAAAGAGAAGAGAGUCUCAGUCCUCUUCAAACUUUGGAAUAAGCACAAUUGCAACAACAAUUCAAGUAUUGAAAACGUCAAGAUGUGGUGGACUUUAGGACCUGAGGAAGAUGAAAAGGAUACCGAACCUAUUUCCCCUCCUCUAAAUCGAGAUGGAGGAGUUGAUCGUGGAAGAGGAUCUGGUCGUGGGAAGGGAAAAGGUAGUGGUCGUUCCCUGUCUACCGGACGAGGCCGCGGAUCGAGCGCUGGACGUUCUGGUUCUCAGUCGAGACCUAGACGUCCACCCAAGCUUUCUGACAUCCCCCCCCAAGCAGAAGGAAGCAGAKCAUCUGGAAGCGGAGAAGAAGAACCCGAAACCUUCUUCACUGCGCUAGGACGAACCGUCAACGAGUACCUCGGUAUGGACGAUGACGAUGACACGACAAGAAACUCGAUCGGGAGUGUCAAGUACACGAAGGCCGGCGUGAAGGCUCUAAACAACGCCAGCGAAGCUGAGCGUAGAGCUGACGAGAUGGCAGAUGCGAUGGCUUGGAUGAAAACUGCAGAGGCAUCAGCCACAGCUGCAGCGGAAACGAGUGCCGAGAUGGGCACUGCCAACUGGUGGGAUAAGGAAGAUCAACCCUCUUCUGUUGGGAUUGGAGACGAUGUCAGCAUGGUAAGCAACUUGACCGACUUCAAGAAGGGCAGUAAGGCACCCGACUUGAUGUCAAUGCUCAAACAGAAGCAAGAUGAAAGUGCCGAAGAGAGAAAGCGACAAGAGGAAUCAAAGACCAAGAAUUUCAAUAGAACCAUGCUUCAAUCAUCUACUUGGAAUGCGCAGCAACGAGCCCAAAAAAUGGGUGAUGCUGUUGCUUUGUGGAAGGAUGCAUUUGAAGAAGAUACUUCCAAGACUUCGUUUGAAGUUCUGAUGGAACCACUGGAAGAGAUGAAAUGCGUUACUGAUUGGUGGGGGGCUAACAAGGACUACAUUCCCAUUACGGAUGAGUCGUUUGACCAGACAAAGAUGAAGGCCAUCAAUGUUCGAAAUGCUUUGGGUCAAGUUUUCCCUACCGAGCUUAAAGCAGAGAAAAAAGCGAGAAAGCUUAGAGAGGCUGUUGAUUGGUGGAAAACUCAAAAUACUGUCUACACAGAGGACCUGAAGGAAUUUGAGUAUAACCAGUCCACCUUCCAGAAGAUCAAUGCUCUUUUUGGUCAAUGGGAAUUGAAAGACUUGCCGAAACAAAGCUGGGAGAAAUUCGAUGCUCGCGAUGACCAUGAAGAAGCAGAUCGUCGUGCUAGAGAUAUACAAGCGUGUUUGGAUUUAGUCUUGAACGGCUAUUUCGAUCCGAAUGAUCCCCAUUUCAAUUGUUCAGCCGUUAACCAUGUAAAGGACCUGCUUGUGGACUGGAAAUUUUCCCAAGACAACUCUGCAUCGGUUAUGGAAGAAGCCUUACGGUGGUGGCGACUCAACUCAAACUCUUUCGAUCCUUUUACGGCUAAUGAUGAAGACGACGCGAUGUUUCGAAGCACUAAAGAGUUGCUAGCCAUAUUUGGACUUCGAGAGAAAGAUGAUUUUGAUUCGCGGAAUAAGGAAAUGAAGGCAGCAUUGAAACUUUGGKCCAAACAUAAGGACACACCAUUCGAUGAACUUGAGCCCUCUACAGUGGAGAAAAUGAAGAAGGUCAAGCAUGCACUCUUGCAAUUACAUCGUCGUUCCCUUGAGGCGGAUGAAAUCAUAGGUUUGGCGCAUGAAAUCAAUAAUAUUGUUUCUUGGUAUUUGUCCGAUGGAAAUCAAAUAGARAAUUUGGAUGAAAUUUCCAGUAGUGAUUACGAAAAGUUUAAAAAAGCUCAAGGACUCCUGACCUUGUGGGGAAUCAAAGUUGAUCCAUCUCCUCAGCAACUCAAGCAGAUUGCAGAUUCUCUCAUCUAUUUUCGUCGUAACAACUACAAACCUGAAAUUUUCGACAAAUUCGAAGGUGACAAACGUGACAAGUUGAAAAAGCUUGAACGGGCCAUCCUCGACUGGCGAGCGAUUGCAGCCGAAUCUACCAAGAUGUAUUCACCUGGGGAAAUGGAAAAUAUCGCUGAAGAGAUAGAAGGUGCUCUUGAAUGGUUGCGUGCCAAAUUCAAGGAGAAUGAUUUUCCUGAAUUUACUAGCCCUGAAGAUGUAUAUUUGGCCGAAAAGGUGAAAAUCCUGAUGGAUCAGUGGGAUCCACGUGAUCCUGAAAGUACCGUGACGUCAAAAAGAACUAAAGAAACGGCAAAAAAGAUAAAAAAUGCAAUUGAAUCAUGGCGAGGGCAUGGGAAGAUUUUUGAUGAUGAAUCAUUUAGCAUUCAUUCUCCGGAUCGUGAAAUCCUUCUGAAACUCCGAAAGUCGAUGCUUGAAUGGCGACGAAUGAAUGUGAGCAAAAUGUCAGAAGUUGAAGCUGAACACACCGUCAAAGAAAUCAUCAGUGCCAUGAACUGGUGGAAGAACUACGGCAAGGACUACGUGAUCACUCAAAGCAGUCUAAGUAUGGCUCCUUUAAUGAUGCGCCAUAAAAUGGUCACUGAUAUACUAUCACACUGGUAUCGUGACCAAGGUAUGUCGAGAAAGCAGCCUCAAAAUCUCAGCCUGAAAGAAGCCAAAAAAGCCGCUAAAGAUUUGCAACAAAACAUUGAGUGGUGGGAUCGCGAAGGAAAACAUAUGAACGUAGAUAAAGAUAUCAAAGAUGCAAAAGAGUUCGAAAAAGUCAAAAGGUUAGCGCACAUUUGGCAGAAGGUCACCAUGCCACCGAAGCACAAAGAUCAAGCUGUGAAAGAAAUUUCUGAUCUCUUUCGCUGGAUGAGGAAGAAAAAUAAGAAUUUCGACUUAGAUGCUGUCAGGAAUAAAAAAGUCGAACACAUCCGUGAUAUUUUUAGUGUAUGGGGAGGAAAGAAAAGCCGCAAUGCGAAGGUUGUUGCACGAGAAAUAGAAGAGGCACUGGACUGGUGGAAGCGUAAUAACUACGAGUUGGACGAAGAUGCAAGCUCUGCUGAAGAGGAAAAGAUGAUGAGACUCGAGACUCUUGCUCAACGAUGGCAUGACAUUGCACACCCUGACAACAUUCCCGGCACAGAUACCAAUCUUGAUUGGUUCCGGAAGCAGCGGGUUGACGAAAUUAAGGGGACCCUAAAUGUUUACGAGACAGCCGAGGAGAAAUCCACUGGAGCACCCAAGUUCGUUGGAGUCAUAUCAGAUGAGCAGAGAAGAGCCAAUGAAAUGGCCAAUGCACUGGAUUGGCUUCGAUCCAACGAUGCGGAUCUCGAUAUAGACGACAACGUGUCUGUUGCGUUGUCGGUAGCAACUUUCAAGAAAAUUGACUCUCUGAUGCCUAAGAGCGACGAUUCUGUCGGAAUCACUUCUAUGAAAAAUGCUCUUGAUUGGUUGCGUUCGAAGACUGAUGUAGACGAAGAAACGGUUAAAAGCUUUAAACUCAUCGAUGACGUAAUGGCUAAGUCUGGAGUGAAAGAUUCUAUCGAAGAAUCAGGCUUCGGAGGAGCACUAGAAUGGCUGAAAAAGCGACAGUCUGUGAAGGAAGUUAUCUCUGAUAAUGAAAGUGUGCCUAGUUACAAAAAGCCUGACGCCUUAGCAGGGAAGCCAAGGACGGACGAAGAGAAAAGGGCAGCUGAAAUGGCCAAUCAACUCGACUGGUUGCGUUCUAAUAACGUUGCAGAUGACAUUGAAGAUGACAUCUCGUUGGGUAUUGGUUCUCUUGGUUCGUUUAAGAAUAUUGAUGCAAGAUCCACUGCAUCUGCUGGGGAGGCGCUCCCAAGUGCUUUGGAUUGGCUUCGUAGUCAAGAAAAAAAGGGUGCCUCUCGAGUUGAGGAAGAGGGUGACGGGAUUUCAUUUUCUGGUAUCAAGACGAAGAGCAAAGAACAGAAAAAAUCUGAAAAAAUGGCGAAUGCUUUGGACUGGUUGCACCAAGGUACCACGAAAGAUCAUGAUGACAAAAAUGAAUCAACAUCCGUCGGAAUAGACUCGCUGGCUUCAUUAACCGCGGAUGGAGCCCAUGACAAAACAAUAGAUCAAGCUCUGAAUUGGUUACGUCAGGGACACGCUGAGUCGCCUCAGAACGUCGACCAUGAGAAAAAUGCUUCUGGCUUUCUUCAACCUAGGAAAGAGGACCAGGAAAAAUUAGAUAAAAUGAACAAUGCCAUCAAGUCUUUGCGCUCUAAUGGUGUGGAUUUUGAAGAAGACUCACCUGACUUGACUGAUCAUGUAAAUUCGUUUAGUUCGAUUGAUGCUGACCGGACCUCUGGCGGGAAUUUCAAGGACGGUUCGACGAGCUUAAUUGAUUUGCUCCAAAAGAAAGAUCCCCACAAUGUUGACGAACCMCUUUCAAAAAAAUUUGGAGAUUUUCGAAAGACAAAAGAAGAAAAUCAGGCAGAUAAUAUGGCGAAGGCACUCGGGUGGCUCCGUAAUAAUGAAGGUAUAUCAGAUGAUGAUAAAUCUGAAUUUGGAACUGACGAAUUUGAGCUUGGUAAUAUUGCGGUUAAGUCUGACGCAGAGCGAGUUCGUGAAAGGCAAGAUGCGUUGGAUUGGUUGUCAAAGUCAGGAGGGAGUGUCGAUGACGAUGACGUUGACGAUGACAGCAAAAAGUUUCGUAAACUUGCUAAGCUUAUUCCGAACAUCGAAGGAAAAUCUAUGGAAGCAAAAGCGACAGAAAUGGAAGAUGCGCUACACUGGCUCCGCUCGAAGGGUGUUGAUCUUGACGACGAUACUACAAAAAUCGAAUCAUUUGACAAACUUGGUGUUGUUCCGUUGGGCUUGAGAUCUAUGUACGAAAAAGAACGUGACUUGAAAAAUGCUCUUCGCUGGAUUCGCAAAUCCAAAGAUAAAAAGCAAGCAGAUAAUGCUUUCUCGAAGCUAGACAAAUUGUUCCGGAAACGGGAAGGGCAGAGUGACAAAGAUAGAGCGACAGACUUGGUGAAUGCUGUCGCUUGGCUGCGUGGGAAUGGCGUUCGCUUUGACUAUGAUAAUGAAGGCAUUCCGUCAUUUGAGAUAGCCAAAGCUGAUUCUAAUGUUGACAACUCUCCUGUCGAUAGAGAGAAAGAUGUAGAAAAAGCUCUCAACUGGUUACGGAAAGGGCAAAUGAAAGAUUCUGACACCUCAGAUCUUUUCUGCAAAAUUGAAUCAUUUUUACCUCGGUUCCAAGCUGGUGAAUCUGAACUUUCUCGUGCACAAGAGAUUGAAAACGCCAUGAAUUGGUUGAGGACGAAUGGUGUUACAAUCGGCAAUCCUGAUAAUGAAUCAGUUCCCUACUUGAAUGAAGUUGAAUCUACGGCUUCAUCGAAAAUCCAUCGUUCCAUUGAAUCACCUUUGUCUACAGAUGUAAGAGGAAUUUUGAAUUUGCUUCGUGAUGGUUCCGAGGAGAGCUCCUUGGAUCCAUUCGGUAUGAUUCAAGAGCUCCAAGCAUCUCUUUCCAUCAAGAAAGAUCAAUCUCUUGAAGAAAGAUCACUGGAUAUUGCCAACACAUCGAUUCGAAUUGGCCAUGGAGGAUCCACUCUCUAUGAUCGAAGAGAUAGUGAAGAGUUGUCGACACCACCUGCCCCCUUCUCCGUAUUUUAUCGUUCACCUGAACAGCGUUCCAAAGAUUUGUCUGACGCUACGAAUUGGCUUCGUGAGAAGAAUUCAGAUAAUUAUUUGGACCCCACUGGAGAUUUCUUCAAGCUUGACAGUAUUCUACCAAGGAAACGCGAUCAGUCUUUCGAGGAUCGAGCGAAGGUCAUCGAGGAAGGCUUGGAUUGGAUUAGAGGGCAAGGAAUGGUAAAGGAUGACGCCAACGAUGAGCUAACAGGCUUUCAGGAAUUAUCUUCGCUUGGAAUUUCUAAAAGCAGCCCUGAGAAAAGGCUCGAGGACCUCGAGAAUGCCAUUAUCUGGAUAAGGAAUGGAAAAGYAAAGCCUGGAAAGAAUGAUCCAUCAAGAGAUUUUUAUAAGUUAGACAAACUAUUGCCCAAGAAGCGUGGUCAGACUUCGGAGGAAAGAGGGCGUGCGAUUGAAAGUACUUUAGACUUCUUGCGUUCGCAUAAUGCAUCGCCGGACGAUGACGACGUCAUUGACAAGUAUAGUGUCAUUGGCUCAAUUCCAGUCUCACCUCGAACGCCCGAGCAGAGAUACAAAGACUUGAACGAUAUCUUAAACUGGAUUCGUCACCAAGGAGAGAACGACGGAAUCUACGACCCUAAUGGUUAUUUUCAGAAGCUUGAUGACGUCUUACCUCAGAAACGUGGCCAAAAGGUUAAAGAUCGUUCCCGGCAAAUUGAGAAGUUUCUUGAUUGGGUGAAAGGAUCUGAAAUUUCUUCGGAUGAAAUAGAGACGCCUUUACUCGACGAAAUUAAAGCAGUGCGUCAUAUAUACAGAAGUCCGGAACAAAGAAUUGAAGACAUUGAGAAAGUAAUGAACUGGAUUACUCGCAGAGGAAAGAAAGACAAAAUAUACGAUCCAAGUGGCGAUUUUAGAAAGUUAGAUAAGCUUUUGCCAAAGAAGAAAAAUCAGCCGCUGAAUGAUAGAGCACGUGCUAUCGAAGGCGCUCUAGACUAUAUCCGUAAUACCGGUAUUUCUUUGAAAGACGAUGGCAUUGUUGAGAAGCUCUCAAAGGUAGGAGUGAUCCCAAUUUCAAAACGCACACCGGAACAAAGAGUUCAGGACGAACACGAUGUCCUAGAGUGGCUCCGUAACAAGGGGAAGAAUAAUAAUUUUUUGGAUCCAACUGGAGACUAUCAGAAAAUCAACUCUUUCCUUCCAAAAACGUCAGGACAGAGCCGCGAAGAUCGCGCCAAGGAAAUUGAAAUGGCGCUUGACUGGAUUSAACACAAAGCUUUCGGAGGUACUGAUUAUCUUUUGAAUUCUUUUGAUCAAAAAACUAUCGAUUCCGAUGAAGGUGAUAAYGAAACAAAGUCAAAAACCUAUGUUGAAAUUUUAAAUUGGCUGAAAAAUGCAGAAAAAGAAAAUAAAACAUACGACCCAACUGGAGACUUCAAAAAAAUAGAUAAAAUGAUACCAAAAAARCGAGGGCAGUCAUUCGAAGAUCGUGCCCAUGAAAUAGAGGAAGCACUCGAAUGGAUGCGACAAAAAGAAGACAACAACAAAUCAAAGGGAAAAAGAAAUGAAAAAGAURGUGUCAGAACAAUUCAACUCACUGUCAGAAAAUCACCAGAAGAUCGUUUGAAGGAUGUUGAUGACAUUCUGAACUGGAUCCGCUCUGGCAAGCCGGAGGAUGUUGAUGGUUUGGAUGCCGAUGAGUUCAAGGCGAUCGACGAAUGCCUUCCUGUGAAGAGGGGCCAACCGCCAGAAGGCAGAGCUCGUGAUGUUGAAAACGCUUUGGAUUACUGCAGGAGUGUAGGAAUGAAGCCAGGCGACAUUGACGCAUCUGCCCCUCCA